This is a messenger RNA of Carassius auratus (goldfish), 2747 nucleotides long. Its product is annotated as dol-P-Glc:Glc(2)Man(9)GlcNAc(2)-PP-Dol alpha-1,2-glucosyltransferase-like. Bases 224 to 1645 code for a protein of 473 amino acids. Gene Ontology annotation, biological process: dolichol-linked oligosaccharide biosynthetic process; protein N-linked glycosylation. The record is from RefSeq and is a predicted model, not a curated record. Gene Ontology annotation, cellular component: endoplasmic reticulum. The transcript has 3 exons. Lineage: Eukaryota; Metazoa; Chordata; Actinopteri; Cypriniformes; Cyprinidae. Gene Ontology annotation, molecular function: dolichyl pyrophosphate Glc2Man9GlcNAc2 alpha-1,2-glucosyltransferase activity.
UCAACACGGACUUAAGUAUGUGACGUACCAGUAAGCUGUCAAAAAUCUAAACUUAAAAAUGCAAUUCUUGCAUAAUUUUGUACAUUUGUGACACACUAGAGGAAGAUCGAUUACCAGGAAUAAAUGUUUCGCAUACUCCCUUCAAUCAUCCUCGUAUAUCACUCAUUUCCAAAAGUGUAUUAUUAAAAAUCGCUUGUUUUUGUUUGUGGUUGAUUGAGUAAGGAUGGAGAAAUUUGAGGUUUACGUCUUCACAGCUCUGUGCAGCAUUAACUUUCUCAUAUCCUGUCUUCUGUUUUCCAAAAUCACACGGGAACAGAGAGAUCCUUACAUGGAUGAGAUAUUUCAUGUUCCUCAAGCCCAGAAGUACUGUGAGGGGAAGUUUAAUGAGUGGGAUCCUAUGAUCACCACUCUUCCUGGGUUGUAUCUGGCAUCAGUGGGUCUGAUCAGGCCGGUGGUGUGGCUAGCGGAUCUGAAGGGCAGUGUGGUCUGCUCCACUGCCAUGCUGAGAUUCAUCAAUCUACUCUUUAAUAGUGGGAAUCUCUACAUAAUCUAUCUGAUCAUCUGCAGACUGCACAUGAAAGAUAAGUCCCGUUCUGCCACUCGUAGAAUAUUCUCAGCCCUGGUUCUGUCCACGUUCCCAGUGCUGUACUUCUUCACGUUCCUGUAUUACACUGAUGCUGGCUCCACAUUCUUCACCCUCUUCAUGUACCUCAUGACACUGUAUGGAAGCCACAAAGCAGCCAUGCUUCUUGGUGUCUGUGCUGUCCUCUUCCGCCAGACCAAUAUCAUCUGGGUAGUGUUCUGUGCUGGCACUGUGGUGGCUCAAAAAAUGGACGAGAGCUGGCGGACUGAACAGUCAAAGAAGCGUGAUGACAAGUCACCCUUUCACGUCCCUCUAACCAUCAAUGGGACAAUGAGAGUGAUGCGUUUCCUGUUGGAAUUCUUCAAAACGCCCAACAAUAUAAAAGCUGUAGUCUUGUCAACGUGGCCAUAUAUUGCUGCAGCUGUUCUUUUCACAGUGUUCGUUGUGUUGAACGAUGGAAUUGUGGUUGGAGAUCGUAGUAGUCAUGAAGCAUGUCUGAACUUUCCUCAGAUUUUCUACUUCCUGUCAUUUACUCUUCUAUUGUCUCUUCCUACCUCGCUGAGUUACCAAAGGGGAGUCAGGUUUCUACAAUCUUUAAGAAAGCAGCCCUUAAUUUAUGCUCUAUUGAUGACGUUCUUCCUGUUUUUGGUCUGGAAAUUCACAUUUGUUCACAAAUACCUGCUUGCGGACAAUAGACACUUUCCAUUUUACGUUUGGAAAAGGAUUUUCCAGAGACAUGAGUUUGUCCGUUUCCUGUUGGUCCCUGGAUAUGUGUUUGCAGCAUGGAACUUCCUAGAUACUUUGAGGUCCAAAUCGUUGUUCUGGUUUCUGUUUUUCUCUUUGUGUUUGGUGGCAGCCACUGUCCCGCAGAAACUCCUGGAGUUCCGAUAUUUUAUCCUUCCAUAUCUGUUAUAUCGCGUCCACAUCCCUGUUCCGUCUUUACCCAGACUGCUGCUUGAGUUUGGCCUCUACACCGCAGUUAAUGCUGCCACAGUUUAUAUAUUCAUCAAUAAAACAUUUCAGUGGCCUGACAGUAUGGCUGCACAGAGAUUCAUGUGGUGACUUGACUGAUUUGUUAUUUUCACAUUUCUUACACUUAAAGGAGAUUUAACUCAUUUGCUAUUAUUUUCACAAGAGUUGAGUAUAGAUUUAGGCUGAUUAUACUUGUGACUGUUGUUCAUUGUGUCAUUUUAUGCGUUCCCUUUUCCAGUGGCUUAUUGUCUUUGUUUUUUGUUUUUUUUGGUAAACAUUUGAAUGUAAAUUUCUCAUUGUAAUUUGUUUGUAUCAGUGUUUUUCAGAUUCUUAUUGAUCUUUUACAUUUUUAUUGGUCUUUCCUCUCAUUAUUUCUUUGUGAUAGCACAUUUGUUUUGAUACAUGGACGAGACUGAAUACAUUCAUGAAUUAUCUCCAUAAUGUCAAGUGUUUAAUAAGAAUUUCUAGUUUCCCAGAACGGUGUAAUUCAGUAAAAGCUGCAGUUGACUUGAACAUUCUAAAUUUCAAGCCUGUUUUUUUUUUCUUUCCUGGAAAUGAGUGCUAGAGAGUAUUUAUGCAUAUUCUCACCCUCAGAUCAUGUUGAGAAGCUGCUCAUGAGCCAACAAAUCAUGGUCAUUGUCUUCAUGUUCACCUGAAAACUGCAGGAGUAGCACAGCUGGAUUAAAAAAGACAACAAGAAUGCUGAAAUUAAUAUUUCAAACUUUGACUGCAUUUCAAGAACUUCUGACAUGCAAAUAAAUCGAAACUCUUUGUUUCCUUUUCUUUGAAAUGAAAACUGGAGAUGCAGGACUAGUUCAAAUAUUUGUUAUGAGAGGUAAACAAGUUAGAACUGAAGUUCCUUAUAAGGUUGUCACUAUUAACCUAUGAGUUGAACACAACUGUAAAUUUAACUUGUAAAUUCACUAUCGAUGCCCUUCAUCCAGAUGUGUCUCAUACUCAUGAAAACAUGGAGAGAUGUUUUACUUCCAUAAAACCAGAUGAACGUUUAGUGCUAGUUUACCAACAUCAAAGAAAAAAUAAAACAAAGCAUAGCUUUUUAGAUACACAGUUUUAUGGUUCACUAGCUUAUACAGUUCGCUGAGUACUGGUUCAUCAAUUCAUGUUUGUCUAAAAUUAUCAUUCAGAAUUUAAGGUAUUUGUUGAAUAAACAAUCAAAUGGGACUGAAACAGA